Messenger RNA from Aspergillus niger, 246 nucleotides. RefSeq lists its product as hypothetical. The record is from RefSeq and is a predicted model, not a curated record. The coding region runs from base 1 to 246 and encodes 81 amino acids. NCBI's taxonomy places the organism in Eukaryota, Fungi, Ascomycota, Eurotiomycetes, Eurotiales, Aspergillaceae. The transcript has a single exon.
AUGAUAGUUCCAUCUGAUAAAACUUUCCUCGCAAAGAAACUACCCCCUAAGCUCAAGAACCAGCAGGCAUGUUCGUUGCUGCUAUUGACAGUACAGACUCUUCUAUCCGCCCUUGACCUUCUACUGCUGGUGAAGCUAAGUUCUGACAUACGGCCACCUGGGAAUCAUGAUCGGCGGGCUUCCUGUUAUCUCUCUGCAAAAGCCCCGCCAAAAGGGAAGGAGAGACCGCAAGCAGACGCCUUGUAG